AGGUUGUUCCUACACGAAUGGACGACCGAGGAUGACAAGUGAAUCAUCACAGUCUAAAGUUCUCUAGGACAACAUGAGUGCUUUCUGCGGGAAAAUUCGCUCAGAUUGAAUGUUCUGCCAGGAAGAUCAAUCAAGAGUUUGAAUGUCCUUGCAGGAUAACAAUUCGACUGCCGAAGGAUUCUCUGAUUCAGCAGUGAGGGGUAUGCUGUGGCAGAACACUCGCCUGACACAGAGUGAAGAGAGCGAUGUGCAAACGGACUCUGCUCAGAUGAUUUUUGCACAGCCAGUGUUUGCACAGUCGUACCAUGAUACGCACUCAAGUAACAGCCUCGAUUAUGAUGAUUCAGACAUCAAUGCGCAGGAUGUCCGCAGUCGGAACUCGGAUGCCGUGGAAGACGAUUCCCAAUGGGAUCACGCCUGCAAGAGUGAAGAGCGCGACGAGGUCGACAUGUCAGAAGAUUUUCAAUUUCAGAAAGCUAGCAAUGAAGGUUCAUCCGAUGCAAGGGUGUCAGAUGCUGGUUGUCACGAGGACGAUCUAGAAUGUCGCAUCUGCCGUGGGGGGGUAGAGUGCGGAGUCCUGUUGUAUCCCUGCAAAUGCUCAGGCUCAAUCCGAUAUGUCCACCAAGAGUGCUUGGAUGCCUGGUUGGCGCGGACAGGGUCAACUAAGUGCGAACUUUGCCAUCAGCCAUUCAUUUUCUCACCUGUAUAUGCUCCCAACGCUCCUGAACGGCUUUCGCCCUAUGAAUUCACCGCUGGGUUGCUGGAUGUGCUUUUCAAGAAGGUUAUCUGGUAUUUGAGGCUGAAUCUCAUUGCCUUCCUAUGGAUCGUGUUCUUGCCCGUUGGAACGUCGUGGAUCUGUAGGUUGUACUUUAUGAGGUCCCUGUACAUACUGUCACACUUCCGCAAUCGAAUGCAGGUCGGUGCCAUCGUGGCAGAUUGGAUGCAAGGGGUCCUGCUGUCUCUGCUGGUCGUCACGGUCUUCUUGGCAGUCUCUGCUCUGCGAGAUUACAUGCUCCGUCAAGAACGACUUCAUCAACACCUCCACAACCGCCAACAGUACAGGAUCCCAGCACCGAACCGCUUCAACCUUGCUCAGCCUGCUCGUCGCCAGUUCGAACCUGAGAACGAGGAAGGAGCCGAAGAGCCCUUUGGCGCGGGAGGGAACGAAGAGUUUGACAUGAGGAAUGAUAACGUCAACUUCAACCAAGAAGCGGAUAGAAACUUCCCGAUCCGAGAGGUGGAGAAUCAGGAGGUCCAAAACGACGACCCGCUUGUUGGGUUCUUGGACGGAAGGGAGGAAAUCCCCUUGGAGGAGUUCAUUGGGAUCAAUGGGCCCCUUCCUCUGAUCCUGGAAAACUUUCUUACAGUUUUGAUUUCCAACGCCAUCUUCAUUGGAAUGCUCACCUUCAUUCCUUUCAGCAUCGGAAGAUCUAUCCUAUGGUUCAAGCACAACUGGAAAGUGUUCUUCGACAUCACCUUCACGGAGAAGGAAGCAGAGAGUGCAUACUACGGUGACGGAGUCACGCUCUUGACGGGAUAUGCAACGAUCAUCUUCAUCCUCCUGGAUGUAAUCCUGGUCUCGCUGGUGUUUGGAACAAGGCAGGAAUGGUUUUCUCCUCAUUCUCCUCUACAUCGCCAAGUCACGGUGCUCCUGUUGAUCGAGCUCGUUGCCUUCCCAACAGGAUGCGGGUGGUGGUGCAACGAGAGCGGAAAGGAUGGAGUACAUGCGGCAAAACUUCUUCACUUCUCAAUUCCUGUAAUUUUUGAUCUCCCGGUACGAGUGAGAGUGACAAGGUUUCGCAGUCACUGGGCAGUCGGGGUUGCUUUCAUGGUCCAUGUGGCAGUCUUGGUUGCUGUGCUGCGUGAAGUUGUCAAGCCAGAAGUGCUCUGGUUCUUGAGGAACCCGGAGGAUGCGAUCGAACACCCUCUUCGAGAUCUGAUCGACGAGCCGAUCCCGAAGCAUGCGAGGAGGAUCGUCCUCUGCACAAUCCUCUACCUUCCCCUUACCGUCAUCCUCAUCCAUCUUCCUCUUGCUCUUGCCGAUGCGGCGCUCCCUGGUCUGUUUCCUGUGAGGUUCAGAUUCUACAACCCUAUAGCUGAAGUCCCACCCUACAUUCUCCUGCUCCAUAUUUCCUUUCCUCUUCUUAUGGAAACCUUUGCUCCUCGCGAUUUCUUCAAGACGCUGCUACGAGCAUGGCUGGAGGCGGUCGGAACCGCGCUAGACAUCCGAGAUCGCGUCCUUCCUCAAGAUCAGAUUGACGAGGGGGCUAGAGCACAGGAUCAGGCAGAGGAGCCGGCGCAGGACCACGUGCAGGAUCAAGCAUCUGCCAACGAGCGAUCAUCAGAGGCAGACAUCUUGCAAGAAGAUCAGAGCGAUGGCCGAGAGAAGCGGUCUAUCCUCAAAGAGUCUCUUUUGAUGCUGCACCUCGCGUGCUUGUCCAUCGCUUUGGUCGGCGGCUUCUCCGUCAUCGUCCCCCUCCUUGUUGGCCGUCAGAUCCUCGCGGUCCUGGGUGUGAACGAAUGCAACGACAUGUACGCGUAUUCCAUAGGCUUCUCCUCAACAGUUUGGCUCUGGGAAGGAACGGCAAGACUUCGUCUUCAGCUCCAGCAGCAUGAGUUUGACGUGUUUGUUAGCAACACUAUCUCAACAAUGUUUCGGGGGCUCGAGCUCGCAUGUAUCUUCUUGCUUCUCGGAGGAUUCCUUCCCUUCCUCCUCGGACUGCUUCUCGACCUCGUCUUCACCCUCAUGCUGCGGGUUGGAUGGGAUCAGGCCCCUGCCUUCCAUGGCCUCCUGCACUGGAUGGUGGGACUUCUCGUCCUCAAGGUGACCGUCCGCGUCCUGCUCGCCAUCCCUUCCCUCGCGCCGCAUUGGAGUGAGAAGCUGCAGCACUUGAAGCAGAUGGGCCUGCGCAACGUGCGGCUCUCCUGGGUCAUGAGGAGCCUCGCCGUCCCCCUCCUCUCCGCUUUCUCCAUGCUCCUUGCAGUCCCUUAUGCGCUUGCUUGGGGGCUGAUGCCUGUCCUUGGUUUCGGGGCGCGGUGCUGCAGCUGGUACUGGCGAGUGAUGUAUCCAGGAGGAGCGAUGGUGUACGUGACUAUCAUGGGGAUGAGGAGGACGAGGAGCGUGCUGGGGCAGCUGCACGACUCGCUGAGGGACUCUAUGUACCUCGUUGGGAGGAGACUGCACAACCAACCCAGCUAG
This is a messenger RNA of Guillardia theta CCMP2712, 3199 nucleotides long. RefSeq lists its product as hypothetical. NCBI's taxonomy places the organism in Eukaryota, Cryptophyceae, Pyrenomonadales, Geminigeraceae. Gene Ontology annotation, cellular component: endoplasmic reticulum membrane. The coding region runs from base 143 to 3199 and encodes 1018 amino acids. The transcript is spliced from 11 exons. Gene Ontology annotation, molecular function: zinc ion binding. The record is from RefSeq and is a predicted model, not a curated record.